UGUUGCCACCCGCCAUCUUGUCGCCAGCGCUGCGGCCGGCGGGGCGAGCCCGGGGCGGCGCGGGCGGGGCGGGCCCGCGCUCCGGGCGGCGGCGGCGGCGGCGGCGGCCGGGCCCGCGCCAUGAGCAUCGAGACGCUGCUGGAGGCGGCGCGGUUCCUGGAGUGGCAGGCGCAGCAGCAGCAGACCGCACGUGAGGAGAAUGAGAAGCAUGAGAAGCUGUGCCUGGAGAGGGAGCAGGAGCAGAAGAAGGCGGGCAAGGCCAGCGUGCCACGGGCCAACAGCACCCUGUCCCCAGAGGAGCCCCGGAGCGAGCUGCUGGUGCCCAUCUCCCCGCCGGGCCCGGUGCCCCUGCCGCCCGCGCCCCUGGCAGCGCCCAUCUCGGUCAUCCCCAUCCCCGUGGUCACCAGCUCCCCGCAGCAGGCAGCCCAGGCCGCGCUGUCGCCGCCGCUGGUGCAACGCCACCAGCCCCUCGUGAGCACUCCCAGCGUCCCCAAGGAAGCGCCCUCGGUGGCCCCGGUGAUCCAGCGGCCGCAGCUGCCGGAUGGAAAAGCGGCCACGCCGCCGUCGGGCAGCCCCAAGCCGCUGCCGCAGUACGCGGCGCCGGUGCUGGCCAUCUCCCAGCACCAUGUGGUGCCGCAGCCCAUCCAGCCCCUGCAGCCCCCGGCGGCGCCCGCGCCGCUCGGCGCCCUGAAGCUGGCACCGGCGGACGAGAUGAAACCCAUCGAGCUCAAGAAGAGAAUUGGAGGGGUUGGGACCAGGGAAGUGCAUAAUAAAUUGGAGAAGAACAGACGUGCACAUUUGAAAGAGUGCUUUGAGACAUUAAAGCGCAACAUCCCCAACGUGGAUGACAAGAAGACCUCAAACCUCAGCGUCCUCAGGAGUGCCUUGCGAUACAUCCAGACUUUGAAGAGGAAGGAGAAGGAGUACGAGCACGAGAUGGAGCGGCUGGCGAGGGAGAAGAUCGCGACCCAGCAGCGGCUGGCAGAGCUGAAGAACGAGCUGAGCCAGUGGAUGGAUGUUCUGGAGAUUGACAGGAUUAUUCGACAGACAGUUCAGCCAGAGGAUGACCAGGCAUCUACCUCGACAGCAUCAGAGGGUGAAGACAACAUGGAUGAAGAUAUGGAAGAUGACAGGCCAGUGAACUCAUUACCAAAACUCACCCAGCGCCAGCACCCAGAGCUGCUGAAAGCCGUCCCCCCCAGUGCUGCUGCCCCCCUGCCCGCGGUCCUGCCCCCCCACGUGUCCAUCCAGCAGAAGCCCCACGCCCAGCCCUCCCUGCAGACACAAGCCCUGGUCCCGCCGCAGGCCAUCGUCCCUGCACAGACUCACAUCGUGGCGGCCUCGACCGUGCAAUCGACUGUUAUCGCGCACACCGCCACCACCCACGCCUCGGUCAUCCAGACUGUCAACCACGUCAUCCAGGGGCCACAGACCAAGCACAUUGCCCACAUUGCACCUUCCACGUCCAGCCCCGUGCAACUCACCACCGCUGCCCAGCCCAUCGGCCACAUCACUGUGCACCCAGCCACCAUCAACCACAUGGCCCACCUGGGCCCGCAGCUGCCCAUCUACCCGCAGCCCGUGGCCGUCAGCCAGCCCGUGGUGAGCCACAUCGCUCACACCAUCUCGCACCAGCAGGUGAACGGCACGGCGGGCCUGGGCCAGCCGGCCGUGGUGGCCAAGCCGGCCGUGGGCGCGCAGGUGGUGCACCACCCGCAGCUGGUGGGGCAGACCGUGCUCAACCCCGUGACUAUGGUGACCAUGCCCUCGUUCCCCGUGAGCACGCUCAAGCUGGCCUAGAGGGCACGCGCCGCCCGCUCUGUGCUGGGAACCCUUCCCGAGGAAACUCCGUACAUUCCAAGCGCUGCGGCUCGGCGCGCAACGCCGGGCUGGCCGGGGCCGCGCCGCUGACACACUUCAGAGACACUUGGUCAUGGUGAUUUUUUUUCCUUUUAUGUGUAAUGAGUGAACUAUGGAUAUGAUGUUCUUAAGACUUUUAAUUUCGCCCUCCUUAUGUGUUGCUUCUUUGUAGAAUAAAAAUUGCUGAUCUCUUUAUCGAGACAUUGCGUAGAAUGGGAAAAAAAAUCAUAGAAGUCUAUAUUUAUAUAUAUGUGUGUAUGUGUGUGUAUAUAUAUAUGUAUAUACAUAUAUAUAUAAAUAUAACAUUUGAAGGCCUUUUGUAAGGUUGAUUAUUUUGCAGGAUUAUGAGACAAAAUUCAUUUUUGGAGGAAGAAGCCAGAGUGUCCUCUCUAAACAAGAAACUAUAAGAUAGAUGGUUUGGUGGACCAGAGUACAGUGACAAAAAGCCCCCAACAACAAACCACGAGUCAAACCAUGUUAAAGGUAUUUCCCAUCAAUAUAUUACAUUUCAAAAACCAUCUAAAAUCACUGUGACUUGUUAUGGCAUUUUAAGGAAAUUCUCUGUCCUGUCUAAUAAAAGGAAAAAGAAUACACAACCAGACUUGAUUUGUUGCCAUUUUAUAAAUUACUUGAUUUUAUGUCAAAAAAAUACUGUUUUUUAUUAUUUUAAUGAUUGACAAUGCUUUGUUUGGAUGUUUUUGGGGGAAUUUGUAUUUUGUCUGGCUUGGUUUGCUGAUGCAAUAAUUGGUUUUGCAGAUCUCUGUGCACGGCAUGGCCCUGGUCAGGUCCCUCCUGCUGGUCCAAGCUCCCCCAGGUUUCUUGGGUUUGUUGUUUGGCAGAGGCACACACUUUGUGCUGGCAGCUUGCAGGGCGUUUCUGUGGCCUGGUGAGCGGAACCUGGGACAAGAAGACGUAGAGAAAUGAGGUAGAUUUGCUGCAUGGGUUAAUGUGUGUUAGUUUGCUCUGUCCUGACCACGCUUUGGGGCGGGAGCCGGUGGGUUUGGAAAGGGGUGAAAGGGGAUGUGGUUCCCUUCCAGAGCGCAGGCAGUCCAAGCAGCUGUGUUCCCUUUGACAGGGGAGCGAUCUCUCCUCACGCAGGACAGGGCUUUGCUGCAGGAGGUCGGUGUGAGAGCUGUGUCUGACAGUGAGGCGUGCACCAAAGACCCCUCAUCCCUCAGGACCCUCCCGUUCCCCUCCCGGCGGUUGGGCAGGCCUGUCUGGGGCAGUGGCACAUCCCAGAGAGCCAGGAGAGCAGGAAUGCUGUUUGGCUCUGCUGGAACCUGCCGGCCUGCCCGGGAGGCUGCUCGCUGGAUGUUCUGGUCCUUGCACAGGGCAUGUAGCUGCUGCUGUGAAUGAUCUCCAUUCUGUCUUCCUCUCUUCUUAAAACAAGAAUUCCACAGUCCUUACUGCAGGCAAAAUGCUGCUGUAGGCAGCAGCUGUUCUGCCAGGGCAGGGUGGGAGGAUGGUCCCACGUGUGCCCAGGAGCUCUGGGAGAGAAGGAGGAAGUGGCUGAGCUGAGCCCAGUGUGGGGCUGAGGUCUCCUGCAGGAAAGCAGCAUCCAUGCUCUGCCCAAAAGACCUGCUGGCUCUAGCAGGACUUCAGCCUGUUGAGGGCUGGUGUGGGCAGUGUCAGGGAUGUAACUGAGAACGUCUGCCUGCUCCAUACUGUCCCCAGUUAAAACUGGUCUGAGGCAGGAGAAGUGACUGCAGAGGUCAGGGGUGAUUGUGCCUUCUGAGCAGGUGUCACUGGGAAUUGUGUAAAGUCUGUUCAUAAAGCCCAAGUUACCACUUGUUUUAUUUUUCUUUCGUGCGUUCUUGAGUUCAGGAAGGUCUUGGCUGUGCUUGCCAGCACAGCUCCUGCAGAAUGGACAAACCUUGAAGGAUUUCUUUUCAUAGAUCCCCAUUUAAGCAGAUCAUUUGUUCUCAUUCCAGUGCAUCAUUAACACUGGGGGAUUCCCAGAAUUGCCAGGACUUUAUUCUCCUCUGUCCCUGCAGAUGGCCCAAGGAGGCCAUUGUGUGCCAGUAUUUGAGAGACAGGGUUGGGUAUGGCUCAGUUUCUCCUCAUCAGAAACUCCUCAGCGCUGACUGUGUGCAGCAGGGUCACCUCCCUUCUCAGGAGGGAGGGUGGCUUUGCCUUCUGCAGCAGCCUCAGGAAGGGGAGGACGUGUGCUUCUGCCUUGUUUUACUGCUCCACUCACAAAAUCACAAAUUCUCCUCACUGAAGGAGAAGGAGCCAGGUUGGGAACAGGCUUGGUGAGAUGAGCUUGCUGCUGGGUUGCUGAAUGGGCUGUGCUGUGUGGACUGGGUGCUGCUGACCUCAUCUUCUCCUCCCUUAUGGUUUAGAGCAGAGAGUGCCCUGCCUUGCCCAGGACUAUCUUGGCCAGUUUCUCUUUCCCCCUGGAUGUGUGCCAUGCAGUCUGUCUGUCUGCUCCCCUUCAUGGGUGUUUGUCCCCAUUAGGAGCACCCCCUUGGUCUGCCCAGGGGCUGCUCCAGAUGUCCUGUGUACCCCUGCUCCCAUCUACCGUUUUCAGGGCUACCAGAAGCAUUCUUUGGGCUUUUUCUUUUUGUUUUUCAAAGUCAGCAAACUUCUCUCUAUUCUGUGGGAAGAAGAGUGGCCACAGCCCUUCCUUUUCCACCUCUGUUGUUCCUGCUCAGAAACUUUGGAUUUACACUGAUGCUCUUAGAAAUCCCGUUCAGUACUGUAUGACAAGGGGCACUUUAGGAAUGUCUCUCCUCCUUUGAUACAUGUUUUCCCUAUGGAGAAAGCUAUAUAUAAAUAUAUAUGUACACUUGGGGAUUCAUAAGAUCUCAUUUGUCCCCCAAAAAACCAAUAAAUAUGAAGUUUACAAGAAA
This is a messenger RNA of Passer domesticus (house sparrow), 4712 nucleotides long. It is a transcript of the gene MNT, whose product is annotated as MAX network transcriptional repressor. Gene Ontology annotation, biological process: regulation of transcription by RNA polymerase II. Lineage: Eukaryota; Metazoa; Chordata; Aves; Passeriformes; Passeridae. The record is from RefSeq and is a predicted model, not a curated record. The transcript has 6 exons. The coding region runs from base 121 to 1800 and encodes 559 amino acids. Gene Ontology annotation, molecular function: DNA-binding transcription factor activity, RNA polymerase II-specific; protein dimerization activity; RNA polymerase II cis-regulatory region sequence-specific DNA binding.